AUGGCAUCAACAACGGGAGAUAACCUGACAUCCCUCGAAGGGGACAUGCUCGCCGUCGAUCAAAAUGCGGUGGCUGACAGUUCUGCCACUGCGGCGGUGGUGGCCAACGGCUCGAUACCGAACGAAACUCCCUCGACAGAGGAGAAUGAGUCUCAUCCUGGUCCUGGAGGCGAGGACGACGACUCGGGCAAGGGGUCAGCAAUACCAACGACGCCCGGCCAUUCCCACCCCCCAGCAUCAGUCACCCCCCAAAUCGACACGGACGUCGUGGUUGUUGGAGCGGGCUUCAGCGGGAUCUCAGCCAUCUACCGGCUUCGCAAACUCGGCUUAAAGAUCCAGGCAUUCGAGGCCGGCUCCGACUUUGGCGGCGUGUGGUACUGGAACCGUUACCCAGGGGCCCGCGUCGACUCGGAGACGCCGUUCUACCAGCUCAACAUCCCCGAGGUCUGGCGGACCUGGAACUUCUCUAAGCGGUUCCCCGACCACAUAGAACUACGUCGUUACUUCGCACACAUCGACGCAACACUCAACCUCCGUAAGGAUGUCGAGUUCAACGCCCGCGUCAUUGACGCCUCGUACAAUGCCCAGCGCGGCCGGUGGACGGUCCAGACAGAUGCUGGCCACACCGCGACGGCCAAGUACCUGAUCCUAGCCACAGGUCUACUUCACCGCCGCUUCAUCCCCGACUUUCCGGGGCUCGAUCGAUAUCAAGGCGAGGUGCACCACUCUGGAUUCUGGCCGGACGGAGUGGACGUGCGGGGCAAAAAGGUCGCCCUGAUCGGCGCGGGCGCGACCGCGGUCCAAAUCACCCAGGAGCUGGGCAAGCAGGCCGACCAGCUGACCGUUUUCCUCCGCCGGCCCAGCUACUGUCUGCCCAUGCAGCAGCGGGCGUGGUCGAAGCUGGAGAACCUUGGCUGGAAGCCGUACCUCGAGCGACUGUUCAAGCAGGGCAGGUUGUCGCGGGCCGGCAUGCCCAACGAAGGGCAGCCCUGUGGCGUGUUCGACGUGACGCAAGAAGAGCGGGAGAAGUAUUUCGAAGAGCUGUGGGCUCGCGGCGCCUUCAAUUUCCAGAUGUGCAACUACAACAAUGUGCUUCUGGACAAGAAGGCCAAUCGCGAAGUCUACAACUUUUGGCUCAAAAAGACGCGCCAGCGGAUCUCCGACCCCGUCAAGCGCGACAUCAUGGCCCCCCUGGAGCCGCCGUAUUUCUUCGGGACCAAGCGCAAUCCGCUGGAACAUGACUACUACGAGGUCAUUGACCAGCCUAACGUCGAGAUUGUCGAUCUGAACAAGACGCCCCUCGAGACCUUUGACCAGACCGGCAUGAUCAUGACAGACAAGAAGCGCGAGUUUGACAUGGUCGUGCUCGCCACCGGCUUUGACAGUUUUACCGGGUCCCUGACGAAUAUGGGACUGAAGAACAAGGACGGCGUCGAUAUCAAAGACGUCUGGAAGGAUGGCAUCUGGACGUACUUGGGCAUGAUGUGCUCUGGGUUUCCCAACAUGUUUAUGACAUAUAGUCCACAAGCCCCAACCGCCCUAUCCAACGGCCCAACCAUUCUCGAAUGCCAAGUCGACUUCGUCGUCGACAGCAUCGCCAAGCUGGAGCGCGAAAAUAUAAAAUCCAUCGAGCCACUACACUCGGCCGAAGUCGAAUGGAAGCAGUUAAUUACCACCAUGAACGACAGGACCUUAUUCCCCUUCACCAGCUCGUGGUGGACCGGAGGCAACAUCCCAGGCAAAAAGGCCGAGCCUAUGACUUAUAUUGGCGGCAUCGACAACUAUGAAAAGCAAUGUCGCGCCACUAUGGAAAAUUGGAAGGGGUUUGCUGUGGUCAAGGAGGAUGAGGAGGCUCAAGACGGUGAGAAGGAGGAAGAGAAGGGGGGUAUCAAGAAGGAGGAAGAGAAAGGGGAUAUCAAGAAGGAGCAAGACAAAGCGGUUAUCAAGAAGAAUGACGGUAAAAAGGAACUAGAAAAGGAAGAAGAUGAAAAUAUCAAGAGUGGUUUCGUUCAUGUCGAAACCGUCAGCGUCAGUGCGGUCGAAGUCCAUGCCUGA
Molecule: messenger RNA, 2055 nt
Organism: Capronia epimyces CBS 606.96
Lineage: Eukaryota; Fungi; Ascomycota; Eurotiomycetes; Chaetothyriales; Herpotrichiellaceae
Exons: 3
Coding region: 1-2055 (684 amino acids)
Molecular function (GO): oxidoreductase activity
Source: RefSeq, a predicted model, not a curated record